Messenger RNA from Gigantopelta aegis, 1202 nucleotides. RefSeq names its product juxtaposed with another zinc finger protein 1-like. The coding region runs from base 22 to 999 and encodes 325 amino acids. Lineage: Eukaryota; Metazoa; Mollusca; Gastropoda; Neomphalida; Peltospiridae. The transcript is spliced from 6 exons. The record is from RefSeq and is a predicted model, not a curated record. Gene Ontology annotation, cellular component: nucleus.
ACGAGGCUGCAGGUGCUGCAAAUGGCGGUGUUCUUGGUAAAUAAUUGUACAUUUCAAGGAUGCGGAUUGACAUUUACAUCACUAGCAGAUCUUAUUCAACACAUCGAAGAAACGCACAUAGACAGUGACCCACGGUUGAAUGAGAAACGGGAAGUGCAGCAGCCUGCAGCAGUUGCGUUAAGCUAUGUCUUAAAAUUUUUCACGGAAGCAGCAAAGAAAGAUGGCGGCAUGGUUAAGAAGCACAUAGAGCCACAAUCCCCAGCCUUGUCGUUGCCUUGCAGUACUCCAACAGAGAGUGAGGUAGAUGAUGAAGACAUUCCAACGGAUGAUGAGGACAGUGUUGAUUCAUGGGCCGGGAGCGACGAAAUCUCACCCGAAUUUAUUCUCAGUAUGAUGAGUAAUCAACAUGACCGUGAUGGCGACAAGCCGUACUUGUGUCCUGUACCAGGCUGUAAAAAACGCUACAAGAAUGUCAACGGAAUCAAGUACCACGCGCGUCAUGGUCACUGUGGACUCAACAAGGGACGCAUCGAUGCAAGUCUCGUCACCAAAACACUGUACGCCACAAAUCCACCUGAAGCUAAAAAGUCGUACAAAUGUUUCUGUAACAAAAGCUACAAGACGCUGAAUGGGCUACGCAAUCACACCGCGGCCCACCACCCGACAGAACUGGCCCUCAAUCAGAUAACGGUCCCCGCGCAACCCGUCCAAUUCCACACCGGAGUUCUUCCCCCUGGGGCCAUCAAGACGGUCGCACACAAGCCGACGGUGGAGGCAUUCGUCUUGACAACGACUGCCGCCACAGCCGUCAGCAUCAACGCAGCAUCGAUGAAACACAACUCGGCGGCAGACGGCAGCUUGAAGACGGUUACCGUGACGACGGACAAACUGAAUGGCACGGCCCUGACUGCCAAACUGACCGGCUCGGUGCAGGUCAUCAGUCAAGCUGGGUCGGCCAUUUCAGUCGCCAUGACAACGAAUGCGGUAAAAGUCGAAUAGGUGGUCGGGAUGAUUUCGACGAUGACGAUGAAGAGUUUUGAUCUCAUUUGUAUUCCAUAGGUUUACAACAAUGAGUUGGAAGAUUGUUCCCACCUAUACUUUUCAUUCAUCAGUAGUAGACGAAUCCGUUUAUCUGGGCAAGUCUAAAUUAUGAUAACGGGUGAAUGGGUUAUUUAUUGCAAUAUUUUAUGUUGUGUUUUACA